This is a messenger RNA of Emys orbicularis (European pond turtle), 699 nucleotides long. RefSeq names its product protein BTG3-like. The record is from RefSeq and is a predicted model, not a curated record. Gene Ontology annotation, biological process: negative regulation of mitotic cell cycle; negative regulation of cell population proliferation. The coding region runs from base 1 to 699 and encodes 232 amino acids. Gene Ontology annotation, cellular component: nucleus; cytoplasm. The transcript is spliced from 4 exons. Lineage: Eukaryota; Metazoa; Chordata; Testudines; Emydidae.
AUGAGAGAGGAGGUGGAGACGGGCGCCCGGUUCCUGUCGCGCCUGGUGAACCGGCACGGCCAGCUGGACGAGGGGCGCAUGGAACAGUUCGGGGAGCGCCUGGCCGCCAUCCUGCGGGAGAGGUACAGCCGGCACUGGUAUCCCGAGAACCCCGCCAAGGGGCAGGCCUACAGGUGUAUCCGAAUCAACCGGCGGCAGCGGGUGGACGAGUCGCUGCUCCGGGCCUGCGCGGGCUGCGGGCUGGAGUACUCGGAGCUGGCGCUGCCGCGGGAGCUCUCGCUCUGGAUCGACCCGGGGGAGGUCUGCUGUAGGCUUGGGGAGAACAGCCAGUACUUCACGGUGAGCCCCUCGGAAGUGGGCGGCGGCAAAGGGACCCCGGAGCCCGAGACGUCGGACUAUCACUCGGAGUCGCCGUCAGAGAGCUCCUCGGAGGACGAGGGAUCAGCCCGGCCCUCGCCGGCACCGGCCCCAGCCCCGAGCAGACCCGCCCUGCAGGAGCCCGGCAAACAGGCCGCCGAGUUGUUCUACGUCCCGGCCCCCAUGUGGGUCCCCUGCACCGCCCAGCGCCUGGUCAGCUACAUCCCCACCUACCAGCCCCUCACCUUCUACUACGUCAGCGUCGGAGCAAAGCCCUCGCCGGCGAAGAGAUCCAACCCCGACCGGCUGCGGCGCCUCACCCACCGGGCUGCCAAGGCUUAG